Molecule: messenger RNA, 801 nt
Organism: Lycium ferocissimum
Lineage: Eukaryota; Viridiplantae; Streptophyta; Magnoliopsida; Solanales; Solanaceae
Exons: 3
Coding region: 1-801 (266 amino acids)
Source: RefSeq, a predicted model, not a curated record
AUGGUGGACAAUGAUGUUGAAAGUGAGGAGACCAGAGCUAUUGCUAUGGUAGUGAAAGAUAUUGUGAGUGCUUGUAAGAUAGAAACAAUUAAAGCUAUUCUUGAGGAAUUAAAUGGUGACUACUUUUCUUUACUAGUUGAUGAGUCUUUUGAUGUGUCACGCAAGGAGCAAAUGGCUAUUGUCUUACGAUAUAUUGAUAGAAAUGGAUUUGUGAUGGAUCGGAUUCUUGACAUUUUUCAUGUUCAAGAUACUAGUGCUUUAUCUCUAAAGAGGGCAAUUGCUAAUUUACUUGCUCAACAUUCCUUAAGUCUAUCAUAUGUGCGUGGACAAUGUUAUGAUGGGGCAAGCAAUAUGCAAGUGGGAAAACUUGUAGUAUUAGUUUCAAAUAUUUUGAAUGUAUUGGGAUCUUCUUUUAAGUGUAUGGAUGAAUUUCGAGAUUCUCAAAAAGAAAGAAUUCAAGAGGCAUUAGGUUUGGGUGAGCUUACAACCGGUAAGGGCUUGAAUCAAGAACUCGGUCUUUCAAGAGCUUGUGAUACGCAUUGGGGAUCUCAUUUUAAAUCUUUCAACAAUUUUAUUCUUAUGUUUGGCUCUAUUCUUAAUGUUCUUGAAUCACUUGUUCUUGAUGCACGAUUAUUGGAUGAAAGAGCCAAGGCAAUGGGAUAUCUUGAAGCUUGUCGAACAUAUGAGGUUGCGUUCAUAUUGCAUUUGAUGAGUGAUGUUUUAGCAAUCACAAAUGAGCUUAAUAAAUGCUUACAAAAAAGGAGCAAGAUUUGGCAAAUGCCAUGCUACUUGUUGAAGUAG